This is a messenger RNA of Necator americanus (New World hookworm), 720 nucleotides long. RefSeq lists its product as uncharacterized. Lineage: Eukaryota; Metazoa; Nematoda; Chromadorea; Rhabditida; Ancylostomatidae. The record is from RefSeq and is a predicted model, not a curated record. Bases 1 to 720 code for a protein of 239 amino acids. Gene Ontology annotation, molecular function: cyclin-dependent protein serine/threonine kinase inhibitor activity. Gene Ontology annotation, cellular component: nucleus. Gene Ontology annotation, biological process: regulation of cell cycle. The transcript is spliced from 8 exons.
AUGGAAAAUAACAGUCCUGGCAGAAGGCAACGCGUGAAACGGUGUCUUUUUGGUAAGCCAGACCAAAAGGAGGUCGAAAAAUGGCUGACCGAAACCUCCAAGAAGCAGUUACGACAAAGUCGGGAAAAAUGGAGCUAUGACUUCGAAUUAGACAUUCCAGUAAGUGGUGAUGUGGAAUAUGAAGCCAUUCCUGUAAAUAAGGUACCUUCCAUAUACAAGUCCUGCAGCGUUGGUAGGAGGAAAGGUGGGAGGAUUGCUGAAUUUGACCCGAAUGUUCCUUCUGCAUCAAAGGAUGAGGGGGUUACCGAUGAAGAACCGAGUCACCAUCGCCCUCUCACCAGGUCCUGUACUAAACUACGUGAUGAUAACCACAUGUUGCAUCACAAGAGUUUGAAGCAAGCAAAACUUACUAAUUAUCUGAAAGUGCGAAAACGUCGUUCUGCCGAUUCGCGUAACAAUAAAGAUGCUGUUACGCCUGUAAAGACAAUGAAGUCAGCGGCACCCAACAGCCCAUUCCGUUUUGUUGAAUCUACUUACUCUGAAGAAGCCAGCUGCGGUGAAACAUCACCAAGAAGUCUGUCUGCCAGUCCUCCCAAAAGUCCGCGGAAGCGCCAUCAACAGCAACUGUUCGACUGCUUAAAUCCAAGAGAUCAAGGGAUUCGCAUUACAACUGUGAGCGUUACUCGUGUAAAGUGCUACGUCAUAUUUGAAAUACCGUGA